Molecule: messenger RNA, 1077 nt
Organism: Fusarium redolens
Lineage: Eukaryota; Fungi; Ascomycota; Sordariomycetes; Hypocreales; Nectriaceae
Product: Mss4-like protein
Exons: 1
Coding region: 1-1077 (358 amino acids)
Molecular function (GO): carbon-sulfur lyase activity
Source: RefSeq, a predicted model, not a curated record
AUGCAUUGGAUAACGUGUCUCUGUGGGAGUAUUUCUCGGCAUGUGGGAGAGACUUCGGAGACCGAGAUGGUUUCUGAGCUCCCUCUAUGCCACUGCAAUCUCUGCCGUUAUUCGACUGGCUUGCUCUUUACAUCUUAUCUUCCGACCGAGAAACCGAGAUCUUUUGAGAAACUGAGUGUCUUUGAGGCCCCCGAUAGUUCGUGCCGGUAUUUCUGCUCGACAUGUGGGUGCCAUAUAUAUCAAUCAUACAAAGAUCAAGACGGCGAGUUGAGGUGGGGAGUUGCCACAGGUGUUAUCACAAGAAGCGAUGAUUCCAGUGCGAGGGUGAGAUAUACGACGCAUCAAAAAGUUGAAGACACUAUCGAUGGAGGUGCUUCGAUGUGGCUUCCUCUCGAGACGCAGCAAAAUAUCUCAGAUCGUUCGCAUUCGGUGUCAUUUACACCGAACCCGAAGCAUCUCGAUGCACUCUGUGCGUGUGAAGCUAUACAUCUUCGCAUCUCACGUCCGAACGAGGCCAGCUAUUUGCCGCAUCGCGCAUACCCUGACCUAACGCAUCCUUACUAUUCUACUGAUAAGUCUAUCGCAUUAAACCCAUCAGAUGAAAAGUGGUGGAUUCAAGGAGAUAAAUACCUCGCUGGAACCUGCGCCUGUGAAUCUUGUCGUCUAGCAUCUGGUUUCGAAAUACAGACUUGGGCCUUUGUCCCCCGAGCGAACAUCUCCAUCACUUCUACAGAUGGCUCAGAAUCACAAUCAGAAUUUCCUCUGGACUUUGAGAAUGCACCACCGGGUGCCUUGAAGGCAUAUCAAUCUUCGCAAGGGGCUGUCCGUCACUUCUGUGGAGGAUGCGGCGCAACAGUAUUUUGGCGAUAUAUUUCUGAUGCAACUGUAGUUGAUCUGAGUGUAGGACUAUUUCGAGCUAAUGGAGGAGCUAGAGCAGAGAAUUGGCUUCACUGGCAUAAGGGCCGUGUAAGCUUUGCGGAAGAAGUGCAGACUCAUCGAUCUGGUCCAUUGUCAAUAGCAGCUCAGGGUUUAGCGGAUACUCUAGCGACGGGCCUGAAGAGGGGCUCUGAAGACUGA